Saccostrea echinata is the source of this 4121-nucleotide messenger RNA. Its product is annotated as inactive rhomboid protein 1-like. Lineage: Eukaryota; Metazoa; Mollusca; Bivalvia; Ostreida; Ostreidae. The record is from RefSeq and is a predicted model, not a curated record. Bases 115 to 2220 code for a protein of 701 amino acids. Gene Ontology annotation, cellular component: endoplasmic reticulum membrane. Gene Ontology annotation, biological process: regulation of protein secretion; regulation of epidermal growth factor receptor signaling pathway. The transcript has 16 exons. Gene Ontology annotation, molecular function: serine-type endopeptidase activity.
AAUGUUAGCAGGCAAGGGUGUAUAGCUUUUCGUGGAAGUGUGACUUGGAUACCUGACCGUGGCAUCUUGUGAACCUCCAAGGGACUAGAGAGAAAUUUUUUGGAACAUUACAACAUGUUUAACAAUGCAAAAAGGUCACUGUUUGAAUUUCUGGGGUUACCAACAGAAGCAGAGUUACCUGUGGAAGACAAAGAGGAACUGAAACAGCGAUGGCAGGCAAGAAGGAAGAAGACCCUUCUGAUCUCCCCAGGAAUGAGGCAGGUGGACGAGCUGGACUAUUCGAGCGCUACUUGGAGCACCACUCGGAGGAAACCACAUAAAAAACCUAAAAAACCUGUGGCAAGACUGUUAUUGGAUUUCUCAGCUUCCGCAAUGGGAUUAUCCAAAGAAAGGAGAACACUAACAGAAGGGGAACCACCUAGAAGCUUUGCACCGGCAGCUUUGGACAAGUUCUUUAAACCUGUUUUUGAUGAGAGGUGGAGGGAUGAGAAAUUUUUUGAUGACAAAGAGGAACCACUGCCCUCCAGACCAGAAGUCAUGGCUGAGUCUAAUGAUGAAGAAGUAGAUUCAGGAAUGGGGAAAAGAGAGAAAGGGGUUAUGGGUGCUGAUUCUGGUGACAUUGAGCUGACAGAGGUGACGACUUUUGGGAUGUCCCGAAUGUCACAGGACGUGGUGGAUGCUGCACCGGUGUUAAAGGUCUUAGAAGAAGACUUCUGUAGCCUGAUCAGCUGUAGAUGUUCAGAGAAGAACUCGGUUAUAGGAGAUGAUGAAGAUGAUUACAUGAACAGACCUUACUUUACAUACUUUAUCACCUUUGUACAAACUGUUAUACUUAUCUGUGCUUUGGCUAUUUAUGGAAUUGGUCCAUUUGGGGUUGAUGAGGUUGUAGUUCAAGAUGUGGUAUUGAAACCAAAUCUGGCUUUGGAAGCAGAGGCAAGGCGGGAGUUUGGAAACAUGUGGUUAGGUCCUAGUCAGAAAGAUUUGAUUCAUCUUGGAGCAAAGUAUUCCCCUUGUAUGAGAAAAGAUCCAAAUUUAGAAGCAGCAUUGGCAGAGCAAAGGAAGGAGGAGAGAAAUACAGGGUGUUGUGUCCGUGACGACGGGUCAGGGUGUGUACAGACCACCAUCCACAAGUGUAGUAAACUAAUCUCCACCUUUGUUAAGUGGAAUGACACCAGUAAGAUAGACAAUGGCUACAAGUCGGGGGCAGUGUGUGGUCUAGAUCCCAAUCACUGCAAGAGUCCCUCCUCUACCCCACCCUUUGAAUGGGACAAGAAAGACUUCACAAACUGGCCUGUUUGUAAAGAAACGAAGAAUGUCAGUCGUAGUUUUAAAGGUUGCUCCCAGCCUGGGUCAGACUGUCACAUGACAUGUGAUUUACUAGGGCGGCCAUGUUGUUUUGGUAUCCAAGGAGAAUGCAUGAUCACCACCAGGGAGCAUUGUGAAUUUAGACAGGGAUACUUCCAUGAUGACAAAUUUUUGUGUUCUCAGGUAAACUGCUUUGAAGAGAUUUGUGGUAUGAUCCCAUUUGUGUAUGAUGAUCGGCCUGACCAGUUUGGCAGAAUUCUGUCAGCCAAUCUACUGCAUGCUGGUCUGUUUCAUCUGUUAGUGACCUGGAUUUUCCAGUUAUGGAUUAUGAGGCGUAUUGAGCAGAUGAUUGGCUGGAUCAGAAUGAUGAUUAUCUACGUCAGUAGUGGCUGUGCGGGAACAUUAGCCAGUGCCAUACUCACACCGUACCAGGUAGAGGUGGGUCCCUCUGGAGCUCAGUUUGGUAUCUUGGCCUGUAUGUAUGUAGAUAUCGUCAACCAAAUACUUGUCAACAAGUUUUCAAAUGAAGACAAAUCAUCAGAAAAUCGAAGCCUUUGCUUUAACUUAGUUGCUUUUAGUGCAAUACUACUCGUCCUCUUCUUCUUGGGAGUCUUCCCGUGGAUGGACAACUGGUCCCACAUUUUCGGCUUUAUCUUUGGACUGUUUAUCUCCCUGGUUGUGAUGAAGGAGACGGAUGUUAAAGAGAAGGGAAUAACGCGCGUCCACGUAGUCAUUACGUUUGGGAUUUUGUCCCUGGCCUUGUUUCUAUUCCUCAUCAUUAUGUUCUAUGCUGCCCCUCUGACAGAGAGCACCUGGUUACAAUACAUCAAUUGUAUUCCCUUCUCAGACACCUUCUGUAAAAACAUGGAUGUCACUAUUAAUAGGGGAUCAACAUAUUCAAAAUAUGUUAAGUAAAUCUGGUUGUAUUUUUUGAUUUUUAAUGCAGCAAUGAAUUAUUGUUUUCUUAAAGAAAAUGAAUGUUUAUAUUGUCGAGGAGAGCAGCAUGAGAUAGGAUUGUAUUAAGCCUUUUUAUCAGAAUUUUCUUUAUUUAAAGUAUUUAAAGCAUAAUAGCAAACAUAUUACAUGUAUGUAUGAAUUUCAUGAACUCAGGUGGUUUUGGUGCCCAGAAAUUAAAUAGACAGCAAAACAAAGAGGUUUUCCUCAUGAUACUGGUGCAGAAUGUAUAGAGUGUUAUUACUGUCAAUCCUUGUUAAUCCUGGCACUCGUGUUCCCAAGAAAAUCAUCCAGAUUAAUAAAGCAUCUGGUUUACUGAAACAAUAAUAAGUAUAUAUAAUUAUAAAUUCUGUUUGACAGAAACAUCAUGGAUCUUUGGCAUCUGAAUUAAGGAAGCUCCACUGAUACACUUUUGAUAUUGUAGAAAGAUAGAUUAACCUUUAGCUGAGUAGAUAAAAAGGACACUGCUUUUAACUUCUAUAAACACAGAAAAAUUGCAAAGGUUUUUUUUUAACAAAACCUCUCCAUUGGAGUUCAUUUUGCUUUUAUGAAUAAAAGUUAUGAUAUCCAUACACCUUACAAUAGGAAUUCUUAUCCAUUGUGUGUGUAUAUUUAUCACUUGCAUGUAGAUUUUGCUUGCUAUUGCGGUAAUUGAUACCUUAUUUUAUGUUGAACAGUUAGAUUGGUGCAUUGUAUGUAUAUGUUAAUACAUGUAAAUUAAAUAAAUUCUUGUUAACCUUUGUUUAAGGCCAACCUUGAUUGAUAAUCAUUGAAGAUAGCAAUAAAAAAAAACUGUGAUUAGCAUUACAUGAACAUUGUGAAGAUUUUUUUCCUCAGCUUUAAUUUUGAUUGAUUAAAUUCACUGUACUCUGAAAUACCUCAUGUUUACCAAGAUUUUCCUUUGGUUUGAAUAUUACAGAGCACUUGCAAUUUUUCUUGAUCAUGUCCCAUACCCAUUUUAUACCUACAACUGUAUAUAGUGUAGUUUAAGAAUUCUUUAUAUUGAGUUUACUUUUUUAAUGUAUUUUAUCAAAUUUACAGUGUGAUUUCAUUAAUUUUUUACUUACUCAUACAUCCUCUCUAAUUUCAUGUCUAUUAAACCCCUGAUAUUUGCUCAAUGUUCUGUUUUUCUUCCUACGAACCACACAUAGUCAUUUUUUCCCUAAUGUUUACGUACGUUGAUGUACAUACAGUAUUUCUAAAUACAUGUCAUCAUGGUGAAGAACAGAAAAAUUUGGUCAGGUUUGCAUGUUAAUGGGUUGCAUUUACAUUUUAUUUAGUGAGGUAUUUUACCUUUUCUUUGUUUAUUGUUACAAAUAGUGUUGUAAGUCAUUUUGACACAUAUAUUUUACUUCAAGGUUAGUGGCACUGGAUUCUAUUCAGAGCAUGUGUAUUUAAUUAAUACAUGAAUACUAUUGAUACAUGUAUGUAGUUAGUAAAAUGUACAUCAUAUCAGUAGUUAGAAAGACAGUAGGCGCUUCCAUUAACACGCUGGAAAUGAAACUGGCCUCGAGACCAUUAACUGAGAACAGGCUUAAGUCAAAAUUUUGAUUUUGAAAAUCUUGAGUUUUAUUUAAUAUGUGUGCUUAAAAAUUUGCAGUUUUGCAUAAUAUUCUAAUUUUAACAUAUGAUGAAAAUUUUAUUUUCUUAUCAAAAUUAUUUCAAAAGUUAUAUUGAUUUGAAAUUUUGACUUAAGUCUAUUCUCCGUUUAUGGUCUUGGGGCCAGGUCAGCUUUUUUUUUUUUUUUAUUAUUAUACUAGUACCAAGAUAAUAAAUCUAGUACAUGUAAUGUCUAUUCUUGCAAUUCGGAAAAUGAAAUGAAUGAGUUUUUAGUUUUCUUAGAAAUAAAAAACACAAAAACA